AUGCACUCUCAACAUUGUCUACCAUCAAGAAAUAUCAAAUAAAAAAGGCUCAUUAAUUUGUUUCAAUCUUCCAUCAGUGUUCUUCAGGUAUUGUAUAUGGCCUUUUAGACAAAGAAAUAAAAUGGCAUUAGAGACAAUAAUAUAUCCACAUAGCCAAAUUGGUAACUUUGGAUAUGAUUAUAUGUUACAAGAAGAUAACAUUUUUGGUGGUUUUUUGGAGACCACCACUAAUAUUAUUAAUCAUCAAGAAUCAGAAGGUGGUUUGCAUGCAUAUUGGGCGGAUUACUCUUCACCUUCUUCAUUGAUGCAUCCUAAAUCUUCACCGGAAGAUUGUACCGGCGGUGAGUGUGACAUGAAGGUUGAAUCACCUACUGCCACCGUUCCAACGACGGCUGUUGGUCGGAGAAAGCGGAGGAGAACAAAGAGUGGUAAGAACAAAGAGGAGUUGGAGAAUCAAAGGAUGACUCAUAUCACGGUGGAGCGCAACCGCCGGAAACAGAUGAAUGAAUACCUUGCCGUUAUCCGGUCACUCAUUCCAUCUUCUUAUGUUCAAAGGGGUGAUCAAGCAUCCAUAGUUGGAGGAGCUAUAAAUUUUGUGAAGGAAUUAGAACAACAACUACAAACCCUAGAGGUACAAAAAAGAGCCAACAUCAAUGGAUACUCUCCCCCACCACCACAGCCCUUUGGUGAUUUCUUUACAUUCCCACAAUACUCAAUUAUUCAACCAGCUAGCAGUGGUGAUGGUACUGGUGGUGGUGGUCCAGCCACCAUGGCCAAGAACCGGCUACCGGCUAUGGCCGAGAUCGAAGUGACAUUGGUGGAGAGCCAAGCAAACCUUAAGAUACUAUCAAAGAAACGGCAUAGGCAGCUAUUGAAACUAGUGGCUGGUCUAAAGUGUUCAUGGCUCACUAUUCUUCAUCUUAAUGUCACCACAGCUGAGGAAAUGGUUCUCUACACUCUUAGUGUCAAGCUUGAGGAUGGAUGCCAACUGAAUACAGUAGAUGACAUUGCAGAUGCUAUAAAUUGCUUGCUGCGCAGAAUUGAAGAAGAAUCACUGUGUUCUAACUAAUUAAGUUCAUUUAAAUUUGUUUUAAUAGUAUUUUUCUUAUUUAACUGUAAUCUCUCAAGGUUAUCAUUCAGUAGAGUAUAUUUUUCAUCUGUC
Molecule: messenger RNA, 1162 nt
Organism: Helianthus annuus (common sunflower)
Lineage: Eukaryota; Viridiplantae; Streptophyta; Magnoliopsida; Asterales; Asteraceae
Product: transcription factor bHLH96
Exons: 3
Coding region: 122-1069 (315 amino acids)
Biological process (GO): regulation of transcription by RNA polymerase II
Molecular function (GO): RNA polymerase II cis-regulatory region sequence-specific DNA binding; DNA-binding transcription factor activity, RNA polymerase II-specific; protein dimerization activity
Source: RefSeq, a predicted model, not a curated record